ACCGGUUUCAAAAUCAUUCUCAAAUUCAAUACUUUUGCAUAAAAAAUGCCUGGCCUUACUAUUGGAGACACUAUUCCUGAUCUUCAAGUUGAUACAACUCAAGGCAAGAUCAAACUCCAUCAAUUCUGUUCUGAUACAUGGACCAUUCUCUUCUCUCAUCCAGGUGAUUUCACCCCAGUUUGUACCACGGAACUUGGUAAAAUGGCUCAGUAUGCUUCUGAAUUUUAUAAAAGAGGAGUUUUGCUAGUAGGUUUGUCUUGUGAUGACUUGGAAUCACACAAGGAGUGGAUCAAAGACAUUGAAGCCCACACUCCAGGGGCAAAGGUGAACUAUCCAAUAAUUAGUGAUCCCAAAAGAGAAAUCAUCAAGCAACUCAACAUGGUAGAUCCUGAUGAGAAAGAUUCCAAUGGGAACCUACCAUCAAGGGCUCUUCAUAUAAUUGGGCCAGAUAAGAAGAUCAAGCUAAGUUUUUUGUACCCUGCAACAACUGGGAGGAACAUGGAUGAAGUGCUGAGGGUAGUAGAGUCACUUCAGAAGGCAUCUAAGCAUAAAAUUGCAACUCCUGCUAACUGGAAACCAGGGGACCCUGUUGUCAUUUCCCCUGAUGUCACCAAUGAACAAGCCAAGGAUAUGUUUCCUCAAGGUUUUGAGACUGCAAAUCUACCAUCAAAAAAGGAAUAUCUUAGGUUCACCAAUGUUUGAUGUAUGUGCCACUUGAAGGAUCUAUAUUGUAAUGAAACUAUAUAUGUCUAGUUCAAUUAUAUAUACCAUAAUAUAUAUGUGUUGCCCAUACUUUUAAGUAUCUUUUUGUUCGCUGUGGAUUCCAUGUCUACAGUUUUCAUGUUGUAAAAAUCCAUAUUUUAAUUUUAACUUGUUUCUUCAUCCACUUA
Messenger RNA from Cicer arietinum (chickpea), 890 nucleotides. Lineage: Eukaryota; Viridiplantae; Streptophyta; Magnoliopsida; Fabales; Fabaceae. The record is from RefSeq and is a predicted model, not a curated record.